AUGACAUCCGAUGAUGGUAAUGCUGGGCAAGAAAGAGAGAAGGAUGCUGAAUUGAUUGAGGUUGGAGGCAAGAAAGUGAGCAAAACUUCGACAGGAAAACGAAAGUUUCAUAAUAAGUCCAAGACUGGUUGCGACAAUUGUAAGAGAAGAAGAGUAAAAUGUGAUGAAGGCAAGCCAUUUUGCAAGAAAUGUACAAACAUGAAAUUGGACUGUGUUUACAGCCCCAUUCAGCCAAGAAGAAGAAAAGAUUCUUCGUCGUCAAAAUUUGCAUCAGCAGUCCACGAUAGAGUAGGCAGGAAAAAUUUGAGUGACAAUACUGUCAUAUUACAACAACUUCAUCAUCAACAAGAACAACAACUUCGCCAACAACAGCAGGUCCAAUUACAGCAGCAGUUGUUGCCGCACGUUGGCACUGAUGAACAAAGUAACUCUCCUAAUAACGUUCCUCCGUCUGUAUCCAACAAUAUGGAGAAUCUUUUAUUACCGCAUCUGCUAGCCAAUCUAGUGAAUAACAGCAAUAGUAACGUCAACAGCAGUACAAACGGAGGUGAAGCGCACAACAAUAUAACACAGACCGCGCCAAGUACAAUGAUAAACAACAACCACCCAAACGUGGCUAUACCGGGCAAUUCGCCAUUGAGUAUACCGAUAACACCUAGUUUUCAAUCGACGGCUAUGAACUUAUCGAGCAGCCUUAACGGUUUACUAUCACCUGGUAGGCUAAACUCGAUGACGAAUGUAAUGCAACAGCCACAGCUUCCACAGCAACAGCAGCAGCUUCCACAACAACAAGGAACGCAAUCUCCAUUCAGUAAUAUUCCUUUCGAUCAGUUAGCGCAAUUAAACAAGAUGGGCUUAAACUUCAAUAUGAAGAGUUUCAAUACGCUGUUUCCAUAUGGUGCUGCAAAUGGAAUGGCUUCUGAGUUUCAAGAGUUGUUUGGCCUUGGCAAAUUUGCUACAUCUAAUAAUAGGGCCAUUAAAGUUAGCACAGCGGAGGAGGCACUGGCAAACAUGCAACAGGAACAGGAGAACAAAAACAAGCAAUUUACGAAGAACCCAUUGGAUAAUACUAAAACGGAUUCUAUUAACUCAGGAAAUAACACUCUUCACGGAAAUGAGAAUAAGGUAACUGCUUCUGAUAUACUUUCUAAUAACAAAAGCUUGAUAAUCGACAAUACCGGCCUCACGAUCAGUCCCACACAUACGUUGUCCAAACCUUCCAUAGAUCAAACCAUUGCAUCUCCCUCAACUGGGGUAUCCAAUGGAACUUCCACUAAGUCAUUAUUAUCCAUACCAGACCAUAGAACCUCUUUGGGAAAUUCUCCCACUUUAAAGACGUCAUCAAUGGGUGACCUGUUAUCCAACUCGGAGACGCUAUCUCCACGUUCUUCAAAUUCUCACACCCAACAACAAUCUUCUCCCCAUUCAAACUCUUCAUCAGCCUCACAGUUAGUCCCUGAGUUAGUUGGACUAUCCAGAAAGUCAAAUUUGAAUUUGAUAGAUCUGAAACUUUUUCAUCACUACUGUACUGAUGUAUGGCAUACAAUAACCGAAGCAGGUAUUUCUGGUCCAGAAGUGUGGAGUACUUACAUUCCGGAUUUGGCUUUUCAUUUCCCCUUCUUGAUGCAUACAAUUUUGGCCUUUAGCGCCACCCAUUUGUCUAGAACGGAAGCUGGAUUGGAUAACUACGUAUCUAGCCAUCGUUUAGAAGCAUUGAGGCUAUUAAGAGAGGCUGUGCUAGAAAUUUCAGACGAUAACACAGAUGCUUUAGUGGCUAGUGCUCUAAUAUUAAUUCUAGAUUCACUGGCAAAUGCAUCAAGCAGUUCACCAACAGCAUGGAUUUUCCAUGUUAAAGGUGCCGUAACUAUAUUAACGGCUGUAUGGCCUCUGUCGGAAACAUCCAAAUUUUAUAACUUGAUUUCUGUCGACUUGAGCGACUUAGGAGAAGCGGUGGUCAACCAAAGUAAUCAUAAUAACGAUAAUGACAGUAGCACUAAUGGUGACAAUAAUAACAAUAAUACGAUUUCGGAACUCGUAUGCUUUGACGAAAGUAUAGCAGAUUUAUAUCCCGUAGAAAUAGAUUCGCCAUAUUUGAUAACCUUAGCAUAUUUGGACAAACUGCACCGUGAAAAAAAUCAAUUAGAUUUUAUGUUAAGAGUCUUCUCAUUCCCUGCUCUUUUAGAUAGGACCUUUUUAGCAUUAUUAAUGACAGGGGACCUAGGAGCUAUGAGGAUAAUGAGGUCUUAUUAUACAUUAUUGAGAGGUUAUACCACAGAAAUAAAAGACAAAGUGUGGUUCUUGGAUAGCGUAUCACAAGUUUUACCACAAGAUGUCGAUGAGUAUAGCGGAGGUGGUGGCAUGCAUAUGAUGCUGGAUUUCUUAGGAGGUGGGUUACCUUCUAUGACAACUACAAACUUUUCAGCUUUUAUGUAG
Molecule: messenger RNA, 2433 nt
Organism: Saccharomyces paradoxus
Lineage: Eukaryota; Fungi; Ascomycota; Saccharomycetes; Saccharomycetales; Saccharomycetaceae
Gene: ECM22
Product: Ecm22p
Exons: 1
Coding region: 1-2433 (810 amino acids)
Biological process (GO): regulation of transcription by RNA polymerase II
Molecular function (GO): DNA-binding transcription factor activity, RNA polymerase II-specific; zinc ion binding
Source: RefSeq, a predicted model, not a curated record